AUGAAACCGCCACCAAGUGGAGCUGGAGCAAAAAAAAAGGCAUGCUAUUUGGAAAACGCCAUGCAUUUUUGUUUGCCUUUUAUAAAAACAUCCGCUCCUCCAUCAACCGGAAAUUUGCCACCAGUACCUCUCAACUCACCUGGUGAAGUUGUAGAAAACACAGAAAUAUUUGAGGAUAGUGCAUCUCAAAUGGAUUUGUCGCAAGAAUUUGUACCUACACAAACAUUAUUCCCUGACUCUCCAGUAAUGUCACCGUUUCAACUUAGUAAUUCAACCGAGAAUUUAACACCAUCUCAACAAACAAUUGAUCCACCGGUACAGUUAUCAUCGUCCACUCAAGCCAGUAAAAAAUGUACUUUGAAAAAAAAAACAUCAGCAGCAGACGCAGAUCGUUCUAUAACUGAAUAUUUUAAUGCCAAGCGAGCAAGGUUGCAGAUAAAUGAAGCAGAGAAUAGCUCUCAAAAAAUUGAUAGACAACAAGGUAUCAAAAUGUUUCUACUCAGUCUAAUACCAGAAUUGGAAGAUUUAAGUGAUUCUCAAAUCAAAUUAUUCAAACGACGAGUUUUUAACAUUAUUGACGAUAUAUCAACUCCGCUGCAGUACCAGCCACAGGUAUCAACUUUCCAAACAAUGAUCCCAUCGGUGCCUGAUUCCUCUCAAAUGUCUCACAUGUCACCAACAACAGAUUUUUACAAUGAUUUUUCACAGAGUCUACAUGAUUCAGACAGUAUAUAA
Macrosiphum euphorbiae (potato aphid) is the source of this 735-nucleotide messenger RNA. The record is from the annotation of a GenBank genome assembly. NCBI's taxonomy places the organism in Eukaryota, Metazoa, Arthropoda, Insecta, Hemiptera, Aphididae.